This is a messenger RNA of Symbiodinium sp. CCMP2456, 1029 nucleotides long. The record is from the annotation of a GenBank genome assembly. NCBI's taxonomy places the organism in Eukaryota, Dinophyceae, Suessiales, Symbiodiniaceae.
AUGAAAGCAUGUGCGCCUGUGCUACUUCCGGAAAGAUCGUGCCGCGCAAACUCUCCCACCAAGGCUCGUGUGCUCCAUGGGCAAUCGUCGGUCAACUUUCUUUCGCCGACAUCCUUCGUCACCCUUCCGCUAUACUGUGUGGCUGCUCAAGCUUGGCAUCACCAUCGGAGGCGGUCGUGCAGGUCCCGGGCGAGUAUAAGAGAUGGUGUGUUAGCAGCCUUGCAGGCCGAUGACAACGAUGACGAGUCUUCUUCAAGAAACACAAGGGGCUCAAAAAACAACAAGGGCAAGCAGAAGGCUGCCAGGAGAGCUGCAGAGGACCAGGACAUCCACAACACUGAUGGUCUGCUGAUGCUCGCGACUGCGAUUUUGCAGAGGCGUGACAGGGUAAUGAUGUUUCGAGAUUUCGAGCUGUUGUGCAUGAGCAAUGAUCUGGAAGCUGAAGAUGUGCUCUCCAAGUGUGAGUUCCUCGUGCGAGAGGACUCUGGCAUCGUCGACACCGUUGAAGUGCAAAGCUUUGAUGACGUGCUGGUGUUUUGCUUGGUAGAGAAAUUCGGUAGCGAUGGCGGCAGCAGCAGCAGCAUGUUGCUUUCCCAACUGGGCGAAUAUGCCUCUGAGCUGUUACCCAAGCGUGAGCGAGAAACGCAAGGCAUUGGGCGCAUGCUGGCCCUUCAUGCGGACAAGUUUUGUGUUUCGGGUGAUAGAGUAACCAUCCGCCAGCGACCAACCUGGCCAGAGCCAUCGUUCGAAGACGCAGUCCCCACAUCAUUGUCGAAACUGUCAGCUGGUGUCGAACGAGAAGGAAGUGCAGACUCAUCAACGGUCACGGCCGACACUUUUGCUGGCCGUUUGAGAAAGUCCGUGCCCGACAUCACAGAAGCUCUGUUGAAGCAACCGGUGCUGUUCAGAGGCAGCUUGGGAAAGACGUCCGCAGAGUCCGACACCAAGAAGCUGGCUAGUGCUUUUGAGAAAUGCAUUGAGCAGUAUGGAUUUCUGAUGCUUGGAAGCCGUUGCACACCCAUUUCUUAA